Molecule: messenger RNA, 1906 nt
Organism: Ostrinia furnacalis (Asian corn borer)
Lineage: Eukaryota; Metazoa; Arthropoda; Insecta; Lepidoptera; Crambidae
Product: peptidoglycan-recognition protein SB2
Exons: 5
Coding region: 351-1118 (255 amino acids)
Biological process (GO): peptidoglycan catabolic process
Molecular function (GO): zinc ion binding; N-acetylmuramoyl-L-alanine amidase activity
Source: RefSeq, a predicted model, not a curated record
GAGUUAAAUUUAUAAGAAAAUCCAAUUUACGUGAAAACAAAUAAAAUAAAUUUAGAAAUGGAACAUACUAAAUAAACAAAAACAUGAAAAAGAUCGUACAUUUACGAGAUGAUGACUAAAGGGAAAAUUACCAAUUAUUGUCCUUUUCAGUAUCAAUUUACGUAAAAUUUACAAUAGUUAGUUAACAGUUCUUAAACUGGGCUUUUGAAAAAAGUCGUGAAGAGUUGUUGAAGACGUCUUCACUAGUGUGUAUAAAUAAUGUGUAAUUUAUUAGCGCUAAUUGCUAUGUAAAUCUAUAAUUAAAUAAUGUGAGAUAUUUUUGUAUCCCUAUCUUGGGUCGACAACUCAUAAUGCAGCCUUUAAUUUCUCCCGUUGAUCAUGAGUCGCGGCACAACUCGCACCGCACCGAAGAAAUCCAUGAUACUGUCGUCACGGAAGAUACGCCCUUGCUGCGCAGAUUCCCUGCAGCCGUAGCUGAUAGAAGGAGCCCCGUCACCACCGUAGUCGUCACGCUUCUAUUGCUUAUACUACUGUCUGGCAUCAUAAUUGGAAUUUAUCUACUGGUACUCCAAACCAGAUCCGAAAAUGUUCUACCGCCUGUGGAGGAGAUGCCACUUCAGCUGGUCAGCCGAGUCCAAUGGGAUCAUGGGAGGGUAGCGACGCCCAUGCUCGCUCUGGCUCCCCGCAGGGCCCGGGAGGUGCUAGUAGUCCAGACUGACACCCGGCAAUGCCACAGCACGGUCUCCUGCGUUGAACUACUACUCGAUAUUCAGAAUAAAACAUCCGAUGGCCAGAACUUGCCUUACAACUUCUUAGUGUCGUCAAAUGGGCAAACGUAUGAAGCCCUCGGCUGGCGGCAGCCGUCUUCAAUGUUCCCACAGUACUCUGGAUCAGCUCUAGUCCUGGCUUUUAUAGGUAACUUUACCACGAUUGCUCCUACGCACGCCCAACUGACAGAAGCGAACAAGUUCUUUGCAGUGUCGGUGAGCCGUAAAUACCUACACCCCGCGUACACAGUCAUUGGAAAAGCCACUAAAAGUUACCCAGAGACCUUAUUCUCCAGUUUGAAGCAACUCCCUCAAUGGGACAGCGAAUUAUCUGACAAAUCAAACACCUAGUCCUUUCUUAUUAGAGCAAUAACGGCGUAAUCACAAUAUCAACGAAUUAAAAAACAAUAGAAACGGAAAUCUGAUUAAAUAUCCGAUUAUAGAAACGUGAUUUGUUCAACAAAUUCACACGAUGCGAUAUCGUUUUUUACCUAUUUACAAGUUAAAAUGGGUGACUUUUUUGUCGUUAUCACUAUUUAAAUAAUGUCGUGUGAAUGAUUAUUCUUAAUCUUAUCGCGGUAUCACGCAGACUGUUGAUAGUAUGUCUACUGUGUUCACAUCAAACGGAUUCCCAUAUAUAUAAUGUCAUACCAUAAUCCUUUAUGGGACGCAAACAACUUGAAAACCGAAGUACAUAAUUAUUUGAAUUGUAAUAAAAACAUGUCUUUUCAGUUUUUGUGAUGGAAUUAUUUUGUUGAUAAUUUAGGCAAUAUUUGAGUAUAAUAAUUAUGUAUAAAUAGAUGUAAGUUGAAACAGUCGUUACCAAAAAAAAAAUAGGUUAAUGCGCACAAUAAAUUUAGAAAGUACCUAAUAAUAAAUUGGUAAUUGCUCCAUAAUAUUACUUUUUGUUGGCUUAUUAUUGUAUUACGUAGUAAUUUAAGUGACUACGCAGAAAUAAUAGGUUAUUAAUAAAAAAACAUAAUAGGUUAAGUAUUAUGUAACAAUUUGUCGACGUCACGGUUACGGUCUCCUAUUAAACGCUAUACGCGACGUACGACGUCAUCGUCAAAAUGUUUCUAUCGACGCCAUAAUGGACAAGUUUCCAAUUUUUAUCUUUGAAUAAAUCUUGAGAAUAUAAG